This is a messenger RNA of Epithele typhae, 2280 nucleotides long. RefSeq names its product kinase-like protein. The transcript has 8 exons. The record is from RefSeq and is a predicted model, not a curated record. The coding region runs from base 1 to 2280 and encodes 759 amino acids. NCBI's taxonomy places the organism in Eukaryota, Fungi, Basidiomycota, Agaricomycetes, Polyporales, Epitheliaceae. Gene Ontology annotation, molecular function: ATP binding; protein serine/threonine kinase activity. Gene Ontology annotation, biological process: peptidyl-serine phosphorylation; intracellular signal transduction.
AUGCUCAAGCUCCAGGCAACGCCGCCCUCCCCAGACACCCCCCGUCCCACCACCCUUGCGGAGCUCAGCCGCAACGCCUCUGUCAUUUCCUCCUCCUCCUCCAACUCUUCCACUCCGGAUCUCACCGUCCACACCCCUUCGCGUCCGCGCCCACUCCGUAACUUCUCUGCUCCGAGGACCAACCUCCGCUCCAGGAGCCCCCAAAGCCCUACAACUCCUCGUGGCUCGCGCCCACCCGCGUAUCUCACCAGGGAGCUCACUAUCCCGGAUGAAGACCCUUCUCCUUUGAGGCCUCCCGCCUCUCGCCCCCAGUCCAAGUCGAGAAACAGCUCCGUCAAUGGCCGCAUGACUGUCUUUCUCUGCUCUCAACUGGCCACCGGCCAGGAGUACGCCAUAAAGAGGAUAGACAAAGCCCAUUUGAAGCGCAACCAGAAGGAGCAAACCGCUCUGGCGGAGAAGAACACGUUAGUUCGCCUUGGAUCUGGACACCCUGGGAUUGUGCGGCUACACUGGACGUUUCAGGACGAAUGGAGUCUCUUCUUCGUCCUAGACCUCGCGCGCAACGGCGAACUCCAGUCCCGUAUAGCCCGUCUCGGAUCCCUCUCCAUCAACUGUUCCCGUUAUUACGCAGCGCAGAUCGUCGACGCAUUGGGCUAUAUGCACUCUAAAGGGGUCAUUCAUCGGGACCUCAAACCCGAGAACAUCCUUCUUGACGACGCUCUUCGGAUAAAGAUUACCGACUUCGGCACGGGCAAGUUCACAGAUUCUGGAGGAGAGCCCACCAAGACUUUUGUUGGGACGGCACAGUACGUGUCACCCGAACUCUUGGAACACAAUGAGAGCAGCAAGAGUUCGGACUUUUGGGCUCUGGGGUGCAUUAUAUACCAGAUGAUCGCAGGUCGAUUCGUCUUUCGCGGCCUCGUCGAUUGGCAGAAGAUCAAGCAGCUUGAAUACUCUUUCCCGGAAGGUUUUGACGAGCAGGCUCAGGAUCUAGUUCAAAAGCUCUUGGUUCGCGAUCCCGAUCAGCGUCUAGGGGCUGGUCCUCCUGGCAGUCCAUACGACAUGCAAGCAUUACGCAGCCAUCCGUUCUUCGAGUCCAUCAACUGGAAGACUCUGUGGACCGACUCAGCACCCCUUAUCGAACCUGGUCUCAUCAAGAAGGAGGCUCCCAGUUCAUCGAACGUCAGCAUUCGAUUGGCUUGGGAUCAAAUCGACGCCGAGAACGCUAUCGACGACGAGGACGAGGACGAUGAAGAUGCACUUAGCUCCAAUGGGGAGGCCGGCGACUAUUUUCCUCCAAUGCCGCCGCAAACAAACGGUCAUGCUCAAAUCCCUCUUAUCGGUCCCUAUGGCGAAGUGCGGACCCUGUCUCCUCUACCACUAGCAAACGUGGAGGAGGAAACAGGAAGCUUCACCGACGGCGUUCGCUUCGUCUCACCCGCUCAGUCACAGCCUUCGGUGUCGGAAGAUGAGAAGCGAGACACAGUCGCAGAUAUGCUCGGCGUCCCAGGCAUCGAGCGAUCACAACCCAUCGACGUUCCUCGAGCAAACGGUCCCGGAUCCCAUUCGACAGGUUCGGUUUCCAGCUCUUCAGAGGGUAGCCCGGUUGAGAAGCUUGGCGCUGCGAUGGACGAAGCAGCUCGUGGGCGACCACGUGCGCAGACUCCCAUCCAAGGGAAAGGUUCCCUCGACCCCGAGCUGUACGUCAAAAGGACGUUACGGGGCUUUUCAAUUGUGCUGACCAGCUUCUUCGGCAGUAACUCUCUUAUGCAACCUGGAGAGCACAUCGUCUUCAACACAAUGGUCGAGCCGGGCGGACCGAAACGACGCGCGAGCCGUCUUCUUGCGAUGGCGGUUACGCCGAAGAAGCACCAGCACUCGAAGCCGCGCGAGCUGGUUCUCACUAACACCCGCGUUCUCUGCGUCAAGCAUAAACCCGGCCGGUCCGUGCAAGUCCGGGCGGAGUUGCUGGUGAAGUCUGCAUCAGGGAAAGAGAAAGAUCUGCGGUCGCUGAUCACGACUAUCGAGCCAAAGGGCGAGCGCGAGUUUGUCAUCAUCACGCCGAUUAAAUCACAUUGUUACAUCGCGGGCAGCGCCUCAAUGGCGUCGACUUGGAUCCGCAAACUCCAGGAGGCGAUCGAGGCGCACGUGCCGCCCUCUGCGCUGACAGCCAGCACACCGCGGACGUCUCCAGCGACCUCGGCGGCGGCAACUAUCGCAAACGGUUUCACGAGCGCGAUCCCGCGCGCGGGGCGACUGCGCAGCAUAUCUCGGACAUGA